Molecule: messenger RNA, 681 nt
Organism: Adineta steineri
Lineage: Eukaryota; Metazoa; Rotifera; Eurotatoria; Adinetida; Adinetidae
Source: the annotation of a GenBank genome assembly
AUGAGUGGUAACAAAGGUGGUGUUUUAUCCCGUGUAUUUGGUGGUUCAUCAAAAGGUGGUGCUAAAACCAAAGUAGCUCAAACACCGCAAGAAGCUAUACAACAGUUACGUGAUGUUGAAGAUGUUUUAAAUAAAAAAGUUGAACAUUUAGAAGCAAAAAUUAACGAAGAAACAGCUAUAGCUCGUCGUGAUGCACGAACAAAUAAACGAAACGCUUUAAAUGCACUUAAAAGAAAGAAACGUUUAGAGAAAACUUUACAACAAAUUGAUGGAACUUUAACAACACUUGAAUAUCAACGUGAAGCUUUACAAAAUGCAUCAAUGAAUGGUCAAGCAUUUAAUGCACUUAAAAGUGCAACAAGUGCUUUGAAAAAUGUUCAUAAAGAACUUGAUGUUGAUAGUGUUCAAGAUAUAAUGGAUGAAUUAGCGGAUCAACAUGAAUUAUCAAAUGAAAUUGCUAAUGCUAUUUCAAGUCCUGUUGGUUUUGGUGCUGAAAUUGAUGAAUUUGAAUUGGAAAAUGAAUUAGCCCAAUUAGAACAAGAAGCUUUAUCACAAGAAAUGGCUCAAAUUAAUUUACCACAAGUUCCGGUUUCUUCACACACGUAUGCACAACCUGCAGCUGCUACAGCAGGCAAAGCAAAGAAAGAUCCAUUGGCUGAAUUAGCUGAAUGGGCAUCAUAA